AUGCAGCCAUUACAAUGGUUGAAAAUACUACUCUUGCUGAAUUAUGGCGCUGGGCGACAAGUGCGGCUUGGACGACAAGCCGGAUAUAACUAUCAAAGGCCGAGGGUACCGUUCUUCUUACCGACUGAGAAUGUCGGUUCGAACGUACCUGCCUAUCCCGCACAACGUUACAACUAUCCAAGUUAUCCUACUUAUAAUUAUCCUGCUCCUUAUCGACCUUUUCAACCAGCUCUUCCAUCUUAUCCAUCUCCUCAACCACCACCUUCUUAUCCAUCGCCACAACCACCACCUUCUUAUCCGUCUCCUCAGCCACCACCUUCUUAUCCGUCUCCCCAGCCAAUACCUUCUUAUCCAUCACCGCAGCCACAACCUUCUUAUCCAUCACCACAGCCACAACCUUCUUAUCCAUCACCUCAGCCACCUCCUUCAUAUCCAUCUCCACGGCCACCACCUCCUUCGUAUCCAUCCCCACGACCACCACCUCCUUCGUAUCCAUCCCCACGACCACCACCUCCUUCGUAUCCAUCUCCACGACCUCCACCACCAUCCUAUACAUCUCCACAACCACCACCUCAAACACAAGAAGUUAUAGUAAUAUCUUCAACUCCAUAUCCUGCAUCACGCCAGCCAACGCCAUCACCUACACCUUUUCCUCAACCAUCCUAUCCUCCAUCGCGACCUCCUCCAAGACUUCCACCUCCUCCCCUUUCACCUCCACCAUCCCAAUCUCCUUAUCCACCUAGUUCAACACCAACCCCCUAUACUCCUUCAAGUCCACCAUUAUUACCAUCUCCAUCUUAUUCACCUUCGCCCACAACACCAACCCCUUAUCCACCAUCAGGCCCUCCUUCGAGACCAUCAUCACCUUCAUUUUCUUAUCCACCAUCAUAUACUCCGUCGACUCUACCACCGAUAACAACUCCUUUUCCACCAUCAUACCCUUCGACGCCGCCUUCAUUACCCACAACGUCACAAUCACGACGUCCUAUUUCAGGACCAAAAUAUCUACCACCAAGUACUUCUCCACGACCAGCUUAUAACCAACAAGUUUAUACAACAUCUAGGCCUGGCUCUACACCCGCACCAACAUAUUUACCUCCUUAUGAUCAAGGAAAUAGCAGACAACCUGCUUUUAGUAGUCUUUCAGGAAGCGGCUCUUCCGCCUUUCCUUCAUCUUUUGCGAAUUCAGGAGUAGUGAAGCUAAGCGGUACCGCUACUUCGUCAAGCUCAUUCAACAUCGGCUUUCGAGGCACUCCAUCGAACACUGCUUCAGCGAAUGGAGCGUAUUAUAAUACUCAAAGUCCUUCUGCAUUCACGUCAACCGGAACAUUGUCGCAAGUCACGAAAAUAACCGGACCUGGUGCUGCGCCAGCAUCCUACAGUGUUCCGGCUAUUUCGAGUCCAGGAAUUGGAGGACAAGACGCAAAUUAUCCGACAUAUGUUCAAGCACCUAGCCCAGCGUAUUACCCUGCUCCUGCUCCUGCUCCAGCAGCACAACCAGCUCCAAAUUUUCUUACAGCCACUUAUCCUAUUCAAGCACCACCUAAUACUGCUUUGUCAGCAGCUUUCAAUCCUGCACCGCCAUUCCUGUCAAGUACACCUUCUCUACCAGCUGGAAAUUAUGUUCAAAGUCCAGCUGUUCCAGGGGUGGUAGGACCUCCUGUUCAAAUUUAUUCUCCAGCUUCUACUGCUGUAGUUGCUCAGGCAGGCUAUCCUAGUUAUCAAUCUGUUUCUCCAGCCCCUGCUGCUCAGCCAGCCUAUCCAAGUGUUUAUCAAUCUGUUGCUCCAGGUCCAGCAUCAGCUCCAGCAUUUAUACCUAGUCCUGCCUUUCAAACAGUUCCUAGUCCUUCACAAUCAACUUUUGUAAAUCCACCAGCGCAAACCUACCUCGCAACAAACGUUCCCAGUUAUCCUAGUUACCAGCAACAAUCUCCAGCAGCACCAAUGUACAAUUAUCAGCCAUCGAUACCAGCGGUACAACAGCAACCAUCGUUUUCUCCAGCAGUACAACAACAAACGUCGUUUUCUCCAACAGUACAACAACAAACUUCGUUUGCUCCAGCAGUGCAACAACAAACAUCGUUUGUUCCAACAGUGCAACAGCAACCAUCGUUUGCUCCAGCCAAUCCACCGUCAAUCAGCUACAUUCCACAAACGGGAUGA
This is a messenger RNA of Vespa mandarinia (Asian giant hornet), 2163 nucleotides long. RefSeq lists its product as uncharacterized. NCBI's taxonomy places the organism in Eukaryota, Metazoa, Arthropoda, Insecta, Hymenoptera, Vespidae. The record is from RefSeq and is a predicted model, not a curated record.